AUCGUACAUGCUUCAAUGAAUUUGGCCUAAAUAUCAAAAGGGAAUCAAUAUUACUCUCUCUCCGUCACUUAAUAUAAGAAAAAAUUCAAUUUUUAGAUACAUUGAUAAAUUGAUGUAUCUAGACUAUAUUUUAGACUAGAUACAUUAAUUUUUUAGUGUAUUUAAAAAGUGAAUUUUUUCUUAUAUUAAGAACCGGAAGGAGUAUUAAUUAUUAUUAUUAUUCCGAAAUGUAAUGUACAACUCCUAUCUAUAAAAAUAGUAGCCAAUUUAUGCAUCAUCACAUAAACACAAAGUUCAACUUUCAAAGUCUCAUAUCAUAGUGAAGUGAUCAUGGCAAACACACCUAGUAUUCCAUCUCAUACGAAAGCUUGGGUUUAUUCUCAAUAUGGUAACAUUGAAGAAAAUCUAAAGUUUGAUACUAAUGUACCUACACCACACCCUAAGGAAGAUCAAGUUCUCAUCAAGGUUGUGGCUGCUGCUCUUAAUCCUGUCGAUAUUAAGAGGGCUAUCGGCUAUUUCAAGGACAUCGACUCUCCUUUGCCGACUGUACCAGGAUAUGAUGUUGCUGGAGUGGUGGUUAGUGUGGGAAAUCAAGUGAAGAAAUUUAAGGUCGGAGAUGAAGUUUAUGGUGAUAUCAAUGAGAUCACUUUAGACCAUCCAAAAACUGUUGGUUCUUUGGCUGAGUAUACUGUUGCUGAAGAGAAAGUACUUGCUCACAAACCAUCUAAUUUGAGCUUUGUUGAAGCUGCUAGUCUCCCUUUAGCAAUAAUUACCGCUUAUCAAGGACUUGAAAGAAUUGAGUUUUCUUCUGGUAAAUCUAUACUUGUUCUUGGAGGUGCUGGCGGAGUUGGAUCUCUUGUUAUUCAGCUAGCCAAGCAUGUUUUUGAGGCAUCAAGAAUUGCAGCUACUGCCAGUACUACAAAACUUGAAUUUUUGAAGAAGUUGGGAGCAGAUUUGGCAAUUGAUUAUACUAAGGAGAAUUAUGAACAACUUUCAGAAAAAUUUGAUGUAGUGUAUGAUGCAGUAGGUGAUAGUGAGAGGGCAGUGAAGGCUGUUAAAGAAGGGGGGAAAGUUGUGACAAUACUGCCACCUGGAACACCGCCGGCUAUCGCUUUCUUACUGACUUCAGAUGGAGCUGUGUUAGAGAAAUUGAAACCUUACUUGCAGAGUGGAAAAGUGAAGCCAAUAUUGGACCCUAAGAGUCCCUUUCCAUUUUCUGAGACUGUGGAAGCAUAUUCAUAUCUUAAUACUAAUAGAGCUGUUGGGAAAAUAGUUAUACAUCCUAUUCCAUGAGAGCUUGAUUAAUCAAUUUCCAUGACUUUGGUUUUAUACUAUUUUGGCUACUUGAAUUGAAAGUUUGUUUGUGUGAUUAUGUAGUAAUAAAUCUUUUCAGAGAUAUGUUUGUUCCACAAGUUAUAAAUAAAACAUUGUAUUAUUAUAUAUUUUUA
Messenger RNA from Trifolium pratense (red clover), 1448 nucleotides. Its product is annotated as 2-methylene-furan-3-one reductase-like. Lineage: Eukaryota; Viridiplantae; Streptophyta; Magnoliopsida; Fabales; Fabaceae. Gene Ontology annotation, molecular function: oxidoreductase activity, acting on the CH-CH group of donors, NAD or NADP as acceptor; zinc ion binding. The coding region runs from base 331 to 1293 and encodes 320 amino acids. The record is from RefSeq and is a predicted model, not a curated record. The transcript is spliced from 4 exons.